Gongylonema pulchrum is the source of this 207-nucleotide messenger RNA. The record is from the annotation of a GenBank genome assembly. NCBI's taxonomy places the organism in Eukaryota, Metazoa, Nematoda, Chromadorea, Rhabditida, Gongylonematidae.
AUGAUAAUAUCCGGACGUGUCAUUGUAAAGGUCAAAUGGCUUACCGAGGAAGAAAAAGUGGUGUAUCUUAUCCACGAGAACUGCAAGGGAAAUGAUGAUUUGAUUUUGGGCAAUAAUGCCCUAGCUUCAUCGAAAAAGUGGAUGUUGCGACUGCUCGGCCAAAUGCAACAGCACUUGUUAGGAAGUGUUUCAUGUGUAGAGUGUUGA